AUGAUAUCAAAUAGUCUCUACGAAUAUAUCGAUAAAGAGAGCAUUGGUUCAGAUCUUAUAUGCUUACUUUGCCAUAAUCCUUUUAUUGAUCCAACUGUGACUCAAUGUGGCGAUACCUAUUGUCGUCAAUGUAUAGAAAAAUAUAUGAGAAAUGGUUCUCAUUGCCCGUCGCAGUCGUGUAAUCAAUUAUUGAGUACUGACCAUUUGAUCCCUCCGUCACGCAAUUUCAUCUCAAUGCUCGAUAAACUUAAAGUUCGAUGCCAGCUUUGCGAGAAAACAAAUAUAAAUAGAGGAACCUUUGAUGAACAUAUAAAGACAAGCUGUCCUGAAUGCAUAUUAGAUUGUCCAGGGAAGAAUAUUGGAUGUCAAUGGUUUGGAUCGAGAAACGAACAUGAUGAACACACGAAAACGUGUUUAUUCGAAAAAUUAGGACGAAUGGUCGAUAUCUUGUAUAAGGUUAUUGAAAACCAAAGUUUGGAUAUAGAAAAGCUCCAAAAAGAAACACAACAGCAAACGACAGAAAUCGGACAACAAAAGACUGAAAUUGAACAACAAAAGGCUCAGUUACAACAGCAACAGAUUCAAAUCAGCGACAUUCAAUCAGAAAAUCAAACCCAAAAGAAUGGAACAGCAUCUGUUUGCAAGCAAAUUACAAUCCUUCAAGAAGAAAUCAACAAAUUGAAAAGCACAGCACUUUGGUUCUGUAAGUAG
This is a messenger RNA of Rotaria socialis, 711 nucleotides long. The record is from the annotation of a GenBank genome assembly. Lineage: Eukaryota; Metazoa; Rotifera; Eurotatoria; Philodinida; Philodinidae.